AUGAAGCUCGCCUUGUUGCUGUUGGCCUCCACGGUGGCUGCCCAGGGCCUUGCCCUCAACUUCGACAUUGUCCGUGCCAACGACCGUGCCUCCAUCGACAGAGACAGCGACCACACCCCCCGCAUGGUCAAGCGUGAUGGCCUGUUGGACAUGACUCUCACCAACCAGCAAACCUAUUACAUGGUUGACUUAGAAAUCGGCCUGAACAAAGAUAAGGUUGGCGUGUUGGUUGACACCGGCUCCUCCGACUUGUGGGUGAUGGCUGCAGAUUUGCGCUGUCUGGCACCCAGCCUGCAGCUGAAACGUGAAGCUAAAAAUGUGCUGGUGACGGUAGUGACUGUCACAGGCACCGAGAUGCCGUCCGGAUUCUCGCCAGGCGACGCACCUUUCCGUUCAGGCUCUGCAGUAGCCUCUGCAGUAGCGUCGGCAGUGGCGUCAGGCUCGCCAGGCUCCGGUUCUUCGGGCUCCGGCUCAGGAUCAGGCUCUUCAGGCUCCUCCGGCUCCAACUCCGGCUCCAACGAGUGCACCAAGCAGGGUGCCUUCAACUACGAGUCCUCUUCCUCGUUCAACGCAAACUCCUCGGCCCCCGACUUCCUCAUCCGUUAUGCAGACGGCACCUACGCUGCAGGCGAAUGGGGCCACGACGACGUCGCCUUCGCAAACGCCACCAUCAAUGACUUGUCGUUUGCAGUCGCAACCAACACCUCCUCCAACAUCGGCGUGCUCGGCAUCGGCUUGCCGGGCCUCGAGGUCACCUACUCCAAUGCAAGACGCGCAGGCGCCGCCUACCAAUACGAAAACCUCCCUGUCAAGUUGAAGAACCAGGGCAUUAUCGACAAAAACGUGUACUCGAUCUACUUGGGCAAUGCCAACGCCAAGUCUGGCUCCAUCUUGUUUGGUGCUGUGGACCACGCCAAGUACUCCGGCACUUUGACCACCGUGCCCAUCAUCAACACCCAGUCAGGCUUGGGCUUCGACUCGCCCAUCCGCAUUGAGGUGGUGGUCAACGGCAUUGCGGUCAAUGCGUCUGGCGACCAGUUCACCAUUGCAUCUGGCGGCUACGGCGCCAUCUUAGAUACGGGCUCCACAUUGUCGUACUUCCCUACUGCAUUGGCCGAACGUCUUGCAGACACUCUUGGCGCACGUUACGACCCCAGAUACGGCGCCUACCUCAUGUCAUGCACCAAUGACAUGAACAACGUUGUCACCUACACCUUCUCGGGCCAGAACAUCCUGGUGCCUGUGCCUAACUUGCAGAUCCAGCUCUCCAGAAGCAUAUGUGCGCUCGGCGUCAUGCGCUCGGGGUCUGCAGGCUACCUUCUUCUCGGUGACAACUUCUUGAGAAGCGCAUACCUCGUGUUCGAUUUGGACGACUUGGAGGUGUCGCUUGCACCUGCCAAGUACACCCUGGACACCAACAUCGAGGUCAUCAGCUCGGCUGUGCCCAGCGCCACCAAGGCUGCAGGUUACUCGUCGACCGAGUUGCGCAGCGGGCUGGUGGCCCCUGCGUCCAGAACCGCGUCGUUGAGAUCGGGUGCACCUCCCCGUUCGGGCUCGGGUUCCUCCUCGGGCUCAGGGCUGUCUGCGGCCACCAAGACCUACGCGUACAUGUUGCCAUUAUUUGUGGCUAUUGGAUUUGUUGCGUUUAUCUAG
Molecule: messenger RNA, 1653 nt
Organism: Suhomyces tanzawaensis NRRL Y-17324
Lineage: Eukaryota; Fungi; Ascomycota; Pichiomycetes; Serinales; Debaryomycetaceae
Gene: SAP9
Product: aspartyl protease
Exons: 2
Coding region: 1-1653 (550 amino acids)
Biological process (GO): proteolysis
Molecular function (GO): aspartic-type endopeptidase activity
Source: RefSeq, a predicted model, not a curated record